Acanthosepion pharaonis is the source of this 1647-nucleotide messenger RNA. The record is from the annotation of a GenBank genome assembly. NCBI's taxonomy places the organism in Eukaryota, Metazoa, Mollusca, Cephalopoda, Sepiida, Sepiidae.
AUGGCGCGUCCUGUUGCGUUGAAAUAUGUUGUGAGUUUCAGUUCACAGGAUGAUGUACAUUCAGUUCAGAAUCUCUUAAAAGAUGGCUGUUUUAAGAAAUGGUUAUCUGACAGCAAGGAUCGGUCUGGGACCAUGGAAGCUGUAUUCCAGCUUGAGAAAGCAUGCAUUAUGUCUUAUUUAGAUAUAGGUACUCAUUGGUGCUCAAAUAUAUCUGUUCAAGUUGGGAAGUCAGGCUGGCCUCAAAGUCAGGAAUUUGAACCUCUCCUACAUAACACUUGUCUUAUGACUCAAGCUGAUGUCAGACUUGGAAGAAACACUACAAAUACUAAAAUGUUUAAUACCAGUCAUUUUUGUUCAAACGCUGUCACUAAAAUGUGGGAUCGUAUUCGUGUUGUUUGUCAGCAGAAUUUUCGUAAGAACGUCCAGUUUGGUCUUACGUUUCUUCGUAUCAAAGCAAGCAAAAUUGAAGACUCACCUGUUAAUGCUGAGAAAACAGAUCAGUUAUCCAAAAGCAUACAUGUAAAUGAAGAAAACCCUCAGUCAGUGAAUGAGAAAAUCCAGAACUAUUUUUUUAAAGGAAAACAGUUAAAAAGUCCUGUAUCUGACAUGCAUUUAGAAACACAACUACUUAAAAUAGCUUCAACUUCAGACAAUGGCACUGUUCGUGUGGAAGGCUUAUCAAGAACUGCAAAUAUUCUCAAGGCUGCUCAGGAGAAUGCUGGAAAAUAUGCUCCCAGUAAAUACUGCAAACAAAGUCAAACGCCUUCUGGAAAGAAGUCAUUUUUUGCUGAAUUAAUAGCUCACAACCAAAGCUCUUUCCCCAAAGGAGAAGAUGAGAAAACAGACAAGAAUCUCAGUUCAAAACACAAAAAUGUCCAGAAUCCUGCUCUCAAAGGAAACCGAGUAAAAAGUCCUGUAGCUGGUCAUUGCUUAAAUAACACUGCUCAACCUGAGGGCCUGUCCAGAUCUGCUCAAAUGCUUAUGGUGGCCCAAGAAAAUGCUGGAAAAUAUGCUACCAACAAACGCUAUAAACCCAGUUCCAACUCUUCUUGGAAGCCAUUGUUUUUUUCUGAGAUGAAAGCUCAAAAAGAAAGCUUGUCGAUUCAAGAAGAAAUGGAUGAGUUCAUAUCUAAACUUGACAUCAAAACUGACGAGUUAGACUCUAUUACAAUUGCAGAUUUACGGCACCGUUUUGAAAAGAAAAAGAAACGGAAACUUACAAAAGAAGAGCGCAAACUCUAUGUCGAUAAAGUCAGUGCUCAUAUCAACAAAAUAUUUUCCCAAUCUUCCCAGAAUCAAGAGGAAGUUUCUGAAGAAAGACAACAAACCAAACGAAUGAGAGUUGAACCCCCAAGGCCAGCGCUGUCAGGUAGACAUUGGCAACAGCCAAAAGAAAAGAGGAAAAGUAAAGUCAACAAUGAUGACAGUUUGGUAGAAUUUAAUGAGGAAGUCAUUACCAUAGAUGAUCAGAACAAAAACAAAUUUAAAAAAAGUACAAGGGAAUUAACUUCAGUUUCUCUUGUGACGAAUCCAAGCCGUUCAAUACAGAAUGACAUACAGUUUGAUUUGGAACUUGUUGAAACCGAGAAUGCAACAUGUCCUUUAUGUGUGAACUUGGACGUAGGUCUUCAAACUAGGAAAAAGUAA